CCACACUCACCUCACACCUACACCAUGAAGCUGAUCGUUCUCACCUGCGUGGCCGCUGUGGCCCUGGCCUCACCUGUCUAUGAUCAACACUCAGCAGAGACGCCCAAAAUUCUGGUUGACGAACGCCACAUAGCCGACGACGCCUCCUACUACAACUUCCAGGUGGAGACUGAGGACGGCAUCACUCGCCAGGAGUCAGGUGCUACCAUCAAGGAAGGCUCUGCUGAAGGCGCUGUCGCUCAGAGCGGAUCAGUCUCCUUCACCCUCCCCGACGGACAGCAGUUCGAGAUGACCUUCGUGGCUGACGAGAACGGCUUCCAGCCCCAGUCCAGCUUCCUGCCGGUGGCACCUGAGUUCCCUCACGAGAUCCCCCAGUUCGUGCUCGACCAGAUCGAGAAGGCGCGACUUGAGGACGAAGCUGGGUCCCGCGAGGGUCCCUCCUCCAGAUACGGCGCCCCAUAAGUCUCCUCACUCUGCUCUCCUUCUUGCUCCUUCACCCCCAUGUUGUCCAGCAGCGGCCUGAACUUGAUCAUAAUGAUUGACGUCAUCCUUGUACGUCUUUUUUUUGUGUUAUAUUAAGGUCACAAUGCGACCUGUAAUGCAUACAGUAUUCAAAUAUAUUUUUCAUCCACUUAAAAAAAACCAUUCAUCCUCCUUAUACUUUCGCCACCAUAUGAAAUAAAAGUUGCAGUUUUUCUGCGUGAGCCACCGCUCAUCAAACUCCAUAUACCUGCACAUGAGCUCAAACAGCUUAUCAUAGGGAAAGUGCAUAAUGCUCUCUACUCAUCCUUGAAUGGUGGCUAAAAAUAAAUACUCGUCAUUACAUACUGCAAAGCGCCUUUAUUAUACCAUAGAUUUGAAGAGCUACAGCUUGUAUGCUGAGAGAAAACACUGUACAAAGGAAGGGUUUCACUGCCAUAAGGACUGGGACUAAUAAUUUAUAUGAGAAAGGAUCCGGUUAGUUCGUGAACUCCUUUUGUGAGGUGUAGCAAAAUAUACUGUAUAUAUUUUUUAAUAAUGGUGUACUAUGUAGCGCUUCCAGAAUGAGAAAGGCGCUAGAUGGGGGUUUAAAUUCCAUCACAAUUUGGCCAUUACUUAAAUAAUUAACGAAAGAAUGAUAACGAAGACCCGUUGAAUUUUAAAUAUUUUUCACAGGUUUACGUUGAGUGCCAUCAUGUCACAAUGUCUCGUGCGAUCUGCUGAAUUUGUGUCGUUAAAGCUAUACUGUACAGUAGGCCUAUAUGUAGAUACCAAAAAAAAAACACGUAUCCGGAAGGGUCAGCUUGAAGAGACAGACGGAUAACAGUAAAAAAAAAACAUAUAUAUUGAUCUGUUUAUUCAUAGUUUUCCUCAUUUGUAAUUUUUUAUAUCACAUCACCGGAAUCUUUAAACGCCAGCUAGGCUUCCGUAGUAUGCAUGACUUCAUUCAUCUUGUGUUAUUGCUGAGCAUAACUGUGACAACGGAUGUCCUUGUUCCGCGCUCCCUGACCUUGGCAGCACGUGUUGCCACCUACAGGAUAUGUAUGGGUCCGUAUUCUCAACUUUUUUUUUAAUCCUUCAAUAUCCUCUUCGUCACAGUUCAGGAUGUUAACAAUUCUGUCACAAUUUUCACCGGUAGAUAAACUAUGACUUGACAAGAUUUUUACAUUAUAUCACCUGUCCUCAGUAUUAUAAUACCCAUAUUACUUUUUAGUGUUUUGAAGGUGUUAAGUCAAGUGCUUCACUGUUGUAAAGACAAAUAAAGAGCCAGUAGGCAGUGGCUAUACUCUGUGGGAGUGCAUCUCGUAACCAAUGAAAAUUGCAAAAGAGCACACAUUACAUGCCACCAUUACACACUGAAACGUUAACCCCUUCACUACAGGAUGUCACUUUUAUUAUUUUAUUUGGUUAACGCAAGACGAUUCUAUUAAUUACAGAGAGGCGCCUUGUAUGUUUUCUCCUUCACCUUCUCAACACUAUUUCUCUCUUUUCUCUUUUUUGCUAUACUGUUACGUGAUAGAUAAAAGGAACUCUUAGCUCAAA
Molecule: messenger RNA, 2022 nt
Organism: Homarus americanus (American lobster)
Lineage: Eukaryota; Metazoa; Arthropoda; Malacostraca; Decapoda; Nephropidae
Product: larval cuticle protein 65Ag1-like
Exons: 3
Coding region: 25-462 (145 amino acids)
Cellular component (GO): chitin-based extracellular matrix
Molecular function (GO): structural constituent of chitin-based larval cuticle
Source: RefSeq, a predicted model, not a curated record